UAAUUGGAAAAACUCCCUUAUACACUCCUUCCAGGGUGUAGGAAAAAGGAGGUGUGACAGUCGUUGUUCCCACAUUACGAUUUAAUCACAGAUGGCUCCUAAAGCACCUAAAGAUCCUAAUGCAGCUAAAGUAGGCAAAGCACCUAAAGCACCUAGACAACCUAUAAUACCCCCAGGUCCUUAUGUCCCUACUCCUCCACCUACAAGACCAGGGCAAAGAUAUUUUGAGUUUGGAGAUUGGUUUAACUCUAAGGGUUACUGGAAGGGGAACCAUGAUUUGAAGAAAUUAAUUGCAACUUUCUUGACUCCUACACAACGGGAUAAGCUUAAUAAUAGUACAUUUUGAUACAUUAUGGCUAUGGAGAAUUUCAAAUGCAGCAUGAAGUUGGUUCAUUGUCUGUGUCUUUCUCGAAUAUUCAUGAAUGAUCGAGACUCCAUUAGUUUCAAGAUUUUUGGCCAUGAUGUUUCCUUCACCCUUGAAGACUUUCACAUUAUGUGUGGUUUGCGGAUCACAGUACAUAAUGUUGAAAAACCAAUUAAUCGAGAGAGCAAUAUUCUGAAGCGCUAUUUUGGUAAAUCCAAGGGUGUGACUUUGAAGGACAUUCGAAGUUUUAUGACUCGCAAUGAAAUUCCAAAGAAUGUUGUGAAUCACGUACACGUAUGCGAGAGUGAUGAUGAUGCUGUUAAGCUUAUGAAAAUUCUUGUUAUAGAGUUUAUUUUGUUUGGGAAAAAUACCGAGUCUUCUAUGAUGGAGGAGUAUGAAUCUAUUGUUGAAGAUGAUAAGGUUUGUGUUGAAUAUCCUUGGGGUAAUGUGGCUUAUGAGAAGCUCAUUUAUUCACUGAAACAUGCAUUGGACAAGCAGAACAAAUUACAUACAACUGAGUAUAAACUUGGUGGAUUUCCAUAUCCGUUAUGUGCUUGGUUCUAUGAGCGCUUUCCAGAUGUUCGGGAGAAGUAUAUAAUAGAGGAUGAGUACCUUGAUACCCCUCAGGUCCCCAGGAUGUUACGUUAUGUAUGUGUGGGAGAGCCUAAAUUUCCCGAACUUUAUCAUAUGUUCAGUACUCACGAAAGAUAUUGCGACUUUAGGGUAUUGGAUAUAAUUCCUACAGAAGAGGAAUUGAAUUCAAUGCCUUUAAUUGGACAAUUACCAUGCAACCAGAUUAGUUCAAAGGUAGUUAAUGCAGUUCCUUCAAUUGGUGAAUCACCGCGUACUCUGAGUCGAUCAAAAGAAGCGAAUCAAACUCCUAUCAUUGGUAAAUCACCAUGUACUCUGAGUCGAUCAAAAGAAGCGAAUCGAACUCAUGUCAUUGGUGAAGCACCACGUAGUCGGAAUCGAUCAAAAGAACCGAAUCGAACUCCUUUUAUUGGCGAAUCAUCUCGUACCCAGAGUCGUUCUACCUGUUCUACAUCUUACUUUGAUGACAAUGAAUUACUUGAGACAAUAUGUUAUAGGUUAACGACGGAGGUUCAAAGGCAUGCAGAAAAAGAAAGAAGCACGAUCGUGAACGAAGUUUUCGAUAAGUUUAAAAAGGAGGAUUGAUCUGCUAUUGUGGAUGCAGUUUUUGUAAAAGUGAAGGAAUAUUUCGAUGAGAAGUUUGAACAGUUGUUUACGAUUGUCAACAAAUCAAAUGGAAUGGACGAGAGAAAUUUUGAUUUGAGUAACCAUCGAGAAUAUGAUAGGAUGAACGACUGUUACGAACAUCCAUCGGCUUUUGAAGGCGAUCAACAUGUUCAAGAACAAGUUGAAGAGGAAUGUUCCAGUGCUGAUAGAUUGAGCAGAGAUGGAAAUGAUAAAGCACAGUUAUCAACUGAGAAUAUUGGAAGUAAUCAAGUUGUUGUGACUGAAGAACAUAUUGCUCGUGAUGCAUUGCGUAAAGUCGUAGAUGAUAAUGCUACACAUAAGGAAGCGACUGUUGAAGGCGAUGAACAUGUUCAACAACAAGGUGGAGAGGAACAAUCCAGUGUUUGUAGACAGAGUAAAGAUGGAAAUGAUGAAGAGUUAACAAUUGAGAAAGGUGCAGAUGAUCAAGUUGUUGGCACUGAAAAACAUGCACCGAGUGUGCUUUGGAAAGUGAUAUUGGAAAAGGCAAUUUGUUUGGCGAUGGAGAUCAAGCACCUGUUUGUACUUUAGAAGUGAAAGCGAGUGAUGUGUCUAGCACUAUUGGGAAAGACGAUCGGUAUGCAGGAUUACUAGCUAUUUACAAAGAACUUCUAGGUGGUGAUACACAGGAAAUUGUUACUACAGGUAGAGUUGAGAAAAACCUUCCAGAGAAUAAUCCAAUGUUCCUCGAUGUUGGUUCACAAUUGACUGAAGCUGGAAAUGCUGAUAUCGACAAAGGCAUGUAGCCUGGGGAAACCACAGUAGAAGACAAAUGUCAAGAAAGACUCAAGGCAGCUCAAAAAGAAUUUGGUGAGCUUAUACAACUAUAUGAAAAAGGAGAAAUACAUAUAUUCACACUUGUUGCCUCACAGAUGGGUGUGAAGUGUAUUG
Nicotiana tabacum (common tobacco) is the source of this 2491-nucleotide messenger RNA. NCBI's taxonomy places the organism in Eukaryota, Viridiplantae, Streptophyta, Magnoliopsida, Solanales, Solanaceae. The record is from RefSeq and is a predicted model, not a curated record.